AUGGAGGUGGAUCAUGAAGAUAAUGGAACAGACAUUGAAGCUCAGCGGAGUUCUCCGUUGUCAAUGAAUGGUACUGAAUUAAGUAAUUCUAGUUUGAUCAUCAUGAGGAGGUUGGCGUUCAUUUUCCUAUCUAUUUACAAGUUCAUUGAAGCUGGAGCAAGCAUAGCAUCAUCUCUUUCACCAGUGUCAUCGUCGUCCUCAACAUCCAACACAACCUUUUAUACUCCUCAUACCAGCUUGAAUCUUGAACAUGGAAACUCUGAAGGUGGUGGAGAUGAUAGUACUGUACAAUCAAACAAUGAGAUUGAGUUUCAGCCUCAUGAUCAGAGUACUCAUCAGCAAUGCUUAAAAAUUAGUGAAGAGGUUGUGAAGGAGAAAAAGUUGGAUUGGAGUGAUACUCGUGAUGUUGACAAGGGAAUUCAUGUUGCAGACAAUUCUGGUCGUUACAUGCUGAUCUAUGCCCAGUUCAUGAUCCGACAACUGAUAUGUAAGGAACCAACUAUUUUGCUCCUUGCAAUUGCUGCAAUAUUGUCGUUUAUCUUUGGAAUCAAAGAAGAAGGUGUGCAGAAUGGUUGGUUUGAAGGAGCACUUCUGGUUGUGAUUAUAUUUGUGAUUGUUUCGUUUAAGCUAGCACGUAAUUGGUACAAAAGACACAUUUGGAAUAAGCAAAAUGAGAACAGAGCAAGGAAGGACCAGCCGUUUAUUUCUGAAACGGACUCCAGUUUUUGUGCCGACUUUGACAAGUUGAACAAUUACAUACAUAUUAGUGGGCUGUCCAUUGGCAUUUUGAUCACUGUGGUGCUGUUCAUUCGCUUUAAAUUGGGCUAUAAAGAUGAUGAGAACGGAUAUAGAUUGGAAACCAAGGAAGAACCAACUGAAAUUGCACGGAUAAUGAAUGCCGUGAAGAAGGUUUUGACAGAAUCAAAGGGAGCAGUGAGAGUUAUGAUAACUUCUCUUGGUAUCACACUGGUGGGGAUUACUGAAGGAGUACCAUUUCUUAUUUCAAUUGCAAGGGCAUACUGGUAUCCAAUUUUUGAUGUUAAGAUGGAACCAGUCAACACCAUCUGUAUAGAAAAAAUUAGAUGGUUGAAAGUUACCCAGUUUCUUCUUGACAAAAAAGAUGUUACCAAGAUACCACCACAUGUCUACAGUGUUCUCUCUGAUGGAAUUGGUGUGUCCCCUCUAACUUCUCAAACAGCCUACCACAGAGUAAAAGAAGCAAUACUCUGCUGGGCAGAAAAGAACACGGGUAUGCAGAGAGACACUUUGGAUAAGCAGUUCACCAUAGUGAAGAACAACGAUGAUGAGAUGAAUCCUUUUGAAGGACCUUGUAAAGUAGUCAUAGAGAAAAAUGGAGAUAAUGGGAAAGAGUACUAUUCAUAUUUCAAGGGUCCUACUGAUUCAAUAUUGCCAAUGUGUUCAAGUUACUAUGACUUGACGGGUCAAGUGCAGGAUUUGGAUGACGAAACAAAGAGUGACAUUGUUCAAACUAACAACAAGAACAUGAACGUAGUUGCAUUUGCCUUCAAACACAGUCAGGACGUUGUUGAACUUGAUGAAAAUGGCCUAACAUUCAUUGGUAUGUUUGUCUUAGAAUAUACUUUCAAUCUAGACAACAUGAGGCAAGGAAUUGCGAUUCUGAAAGAAGGCGGAGUGAAGAUGAUAUUUGCCUCAGAAGAAGAUGUUGAAGUGUUUCGUACCAUUGUUGAUGAAACAGGAUUGCUCAACUCACAUGAAGCUCUAGUAGUUAGGGGCGAAGAUGCUACAAAGGAAAAUGUUGAUAAAAUGUGCGUUAUGGGAAAUUCCUCUCCCGCAUGCAUGCUUCUUUUAAUAGAGCAAUUGAAGAAAAGAGGAGAAGUUGUGGCUGUGGUAGGAGAACAAUCAUCUGAAAGUAAUGUGGUUCUUGAAGCAGCUCAUUUUGGCCUGCCUGUGGUGACUAACUGGCCUGAAACUAUAACUUAUGUGAUUAACAGCAUCAAGGGAGGAAGAAUUGUUUGUGAGUAUAUGAGGCAGUUCAUCCAAGUUGAGAUAAUCUUUGCAAUCAGUAGCUUAUUAAUAAACUUCAUACUGGUUAUAUUAGACGGAGAUGGUCCGUUAACAGUCAUUCAGUUGGUAUGGGUUAACCUUCUUGUAAAAUUUAUUGGAGGGCCAGCUUUGCUAAUUACUCAGCAGGCAACAAGACAACUAAGGGAUGAGCUUUCUAUCAGACCAAGAAAACAGCCAAUUACCAAGGGCAUGUUGAGAAACAUACUUCUUCAAGUUUCUUAUCAGACUGGUAUUUUUGUAUUCCUUCAACACAGAGGAAGUGCAAUACUGGGGAUCACUCCAAAAGUUAACAGAUCGAUAGUCUUGAACGGGUUCGCUUUGUGCCAGCUUUUUAACAUAUUCAGUGCAAGGGAUUUGGAGCAGAGGAAUUAUUUCAAAGGUCUCGGUCAAAAUUACUUGUUUUGGGCAUUGUCUGGGCUCUAUCUUGUGUUGCAGUUUGGAUUCAUUGAAUUAGAGGCUUUCUUGUUUAGCAACACGGCACGACUGAAUUGGAAGCAAUGGGUUGAAUCUAUUUUAAUUGGAGCUGUUACAUGGUUGCUUGAUGUGAUAGUAAAAUGGGCAUCACAAUACAUAAAGAUAAGCAAAUAUUGUGACUGUGGAGUUCUUUACCCAGCCAGAAAUUGGUUACAGAAUUGGUUUGCCAGAAUCAACUGUUGUGACAGUGGACCAACAAGUACACCAAAUUCCACCCUUGUUUCCUUGGAUUCUUCAAGAUCCACUAGCGGAAAGGGCUGA
Molecule: messenger RNA, 2781 nt
Organism: Solanum tuberosum (potato)
Lineage: Eukaryota; Viridiplantae; Streptophyta; Magnoliopsida; Solanales; Solanaceae
Product: calcium-transporting ATPase 12, plasma membrane-type-like
Exons: 3
Coding region: 1-2781 (926 amino acids)
Cellular component (GO): plasma membrane; intracellular membrane-bounded organelle
Molecular function (GO): P-type calcium transporter activity; nucleotide binding
Source: RefSeq, a predicted model, not a curated record